UUCGCUAAUGUAGCUAAGCUAAAGCAGAUAGAACAGCUAACGGCUAACAUUAGCCCAACGGUUGUGAUGUUAGAACCGUUAAUUUAAUGCUAUUAGUUUUAAUGCUAAUUAAUUCAACUUUGUCUACUGGGUGGAUGUUAUUGUGAAGAUGUCCGGCUUCAAAGUAAGUUCUGAAACUGUUACUCUCCGGGCGGGCAGCGACCACUCGGUGACCGGAGACCCCAGAGUGCUGGCCAACCUGCGGGCCCUGGAGCAGACCUGCCCGGUGUCCUCCUGUUUUGGCGGGGUGCAGACAGACGUCCAGCCGAGCAUGAGGAGGACUCUGGUACUGUGGAUGUUAGAGGUGUGUGAGGAGCAGAAGUGUGAGGAGGAGGUGUUUCCACAGGCGGUGCGGUACCUGGACUCUUACCUGAACCGGUUCGUCAUUGAGAAGUCCAACCUGCAGCAUUUAGGGACAGUUUGUUUGCUCCUGGCGUCCAAAAUGAGAGAACACGUUCCCCUGUCUGCUAACAAGCUUCAUAUCUACACAGACAACUCCAUUCCAGUCUCGGACAUCCUGCAGUGGGAAGUGGCAGUGGUGUCCAGGUUAGACUGGUGUCUGGCCUCUGUGGUACCCUCUGACUUCCUGGAGCCAAUUCUUCACACUCUCCCCUUUGUUUCGGCCCCCCAUCUUAAAACCUUGCGCAGACAUGUUCACUCCUACAUUGCCCUGGCAGCCACGGACUGCAGGUUCUCAGCCUUCUUGCCCUCCACUGUUGCUUGUGCCUGUGUGAGCAUUGCCAUGCAAAGGCUCAAGCUGGUGGACAAUGCUACCUCCCCAGAUUCAGUGCUGAAGUUUUUGGACAACCUUUUGGCUCCUGAUCUGAGUGAAAUGCUCCUCUGCUAUGAGCAGCUAGGGAGUAUGUUAGGGCUCAUCCUGCCUCCCUGUUCCCAUGAUGGUAUUAGCUGCACCCCUGCUGACUUUCAGGAUGUUGAAUUGACACUGGUGUCACCACCUCAGGAAAUCAAGAUUAAAACACUCCACCCUGCCAUGAAAAGUUUGAAUGAACUAUAA
Molecule: messenger RNA, 1054 nt
Organism: Amphiprion ocellaris (clown anemonefish)
Lineage: Eukaryota; Metazoa; Chordata; Actinopteri; Pomacentridae
Gene: ccnd3
Product: cyclin D3
Exons: 5
Coding region: 149-1054 (301 amino acids)
Biological process (GO): mitotic cell cycle phase transition; positive regulation of G1/S transition of mitotic cell cycle; regulation of cyclin-dependent protein serine/threonine kinase activity
Cellular component (GO): cytoplasm; nucleus; cyclin-dependent protein kinase holoenzyme complex
Molecular function (GO): cyclin-dependent protein serine/threonine kinase regulator activity
Source: RefSeq, a predicted model, not a curated record